Amphibalanus amphitrite is the source of this 2907-nucleotide messenger RNA. Its product is annotated as zinc finger CCCH domain-containing protein 3-like. Gene Ontology annotation, molecular function: metal ion binding. Gene Ontology annotation, cellular component: nucleus. The record is from RefSeq and is a predicted model, not a curated record. Bases 255 to 2387 code for a protein of 710 amino acids. Lineage: Eukaryota; Metazoa; Arthropoda; Thecostraca; Balanomorpha; Balanidae. The transcript is spliced from 7 exons.
GCUUGACGAAGAAAUGCGCCGACGAAGAAAUGCGGAUACGAAGAAAUGCGCUACGAAUUUUUGCACCUACGAAGAAAUGCGAGACGAAGUAAUGCGACACGAAUAAAUGCGCCGACGAAGAUUUGCGGACGAAGAAAUGCGGACGAAGAAUUGCGCGACGAAGAAAUGCCAUACGAAGAUUUGUCCUGGAAUCCGCGGCACGCCAGCACGGGGAGAUUGGUGGAUGUUUUUUGUUGUAUUUUUCCAUUUGGCUUAUGAACGGUUUUACGAUGGCUUCAAGCAAUGAAAAAGUACUUUUAAAGCAAAUAACAGACCUAACACGACAAAUAGAAAAUCAGAAAAGAGGGUUUGACAGAUAUCAACACAAGUCAAAAUCAAAGAACUUCACCAAGCCAUGGGCAAAGAAGUCAUCAACCACAUUCUACUCAAAUCAUGUGCAUGUCAAUAAGGCAGCAAGAAGCUGGCAAAAACCAACAGUGUUCAAUAAAGUGGCAGACCAGUCAGAGAAAUUGAACCACUCAAAAUUGGUAUUAAAAGUUUCUAAAACAAAACAGCAACAUCCAUUGGAAGGUUCUUCAUCAGUGAGUGGCAAUGCUGUGCAAAAGCCUAGCCAGGAGCCUAGCCAGGUUUUUGUCAACCCCAACUUUGUGCCUGCAAAAGUGGGAGUUACAGUCCACAUCAACCCCAAGUUUCAGUCACAGACUCCAGCUGUGACUGUGAAGGUGGGGAGCUCGGGGUCACUGGCUGGCCCCUCCUCAGCUGGUCCAGUUUCAGCAGCCAUCCACACCCCUCUCCCAGGAGUGGUGCUCUCCUCAGUGCCUGGCGCGGUGCCUCCAAUCACUACCUCUUCCGUCCCCUCCGCGGGCCCCUCUGCCCCGUCCCUGGGUCCCUCUGUCCCCUCUGUGGGCCCCUCUGCCCCCUUUGCAGGCCCCUCUGCCGUCCCGGCGCCGGGCGGCCGCACCCGCCGGCGCUCCCUCUCCCGCUACCGGCUGCUCACGGCAAGGAAACUGGUGCGCCGCCGCUCCAGAGAGGCGGCCCCGCACCCCACCGGUCACCGUGCCGCCGUCUCGCCACGGCCGCUGUCCGCCAGGAAACUGGUCAGCACGCGUCACAAGCUGGUGCGUGUGGUCAGUACUCCGCGCACGCAGCAGCUCGUCGGCAGACACACAGCUAAUGGAGCAGCAGGUACUCGCUCGUGGUCGCCCUCUGUGCCGUCCGGCCGUCCGGCCGUCUCCAGCCGAUACCGCCUGGUCCGCUCCACACCAGCGGCGGCGGCGGCGAUGGCAGUCAGGCCGGUCCUGUCCCAGCACCGCACGUGGAGGAGGAAGAGUAUCACUGCAACUCCUACCGCCCGGUUGACGAGUGCCGGCAGUCUCCGUCUGGGCUCCACACGGUUCGUUAACAUCGGAGGCCUUCUCUACAAAACUACGGCGAGAAAACUGCAGCGUGCCGUGCCGAAGUCGACGCAGAAGAACGGGGCUGCUGCCACAGGAUCGUCCGCCCGCUCCCCGGGUUGGAUCAGUGUCCGCGGCGCCCGGUUCCGUGUCGAGGCCGGCGGCCGCAGCCUCCGCCGCGUGGACCGCGGUACGCCGGCGCCCCCGCGACUGGAUAUCGGGGGUGUGACCUUCCGACCGGCGGCAGACGGCACACUGACGGCGGACAGUCGCCGCCAGACGAGUCGCACGGUCAUCAGCCGCGCCAAGUCGCGCAGUCUGGCGGUGCUGCGCGGCCCGCUGCGCCUCAGUCGCCAGCCGUGCCGCUUCUUCUGCCGCCUGGGCCGGUGUCGGCGUUACGAGCGCGACCAGUGUCCUCACGUGCACGACCCGGCUCUGCGACCCGUGUGCACCCGUCACCUACAGGAGGGCGGCUGCCGGCGGCCCGGCUGCGCCUACAACCACGCGCCGCGGCCGGAGAAGGUGCCGCACUGUCUACACUUCCUGACGUCCGAGUGUCGCAGGGAGAACUGUCCGUAUCAGCAUGUUAAUGUGGAUGCUGACGCGCCGCUCUGCACCAAGUUUCUGGCCGGUUUCUGCGCCCGAGGACAGCUGUGCACCGACAAGCACCUGUACAUCUGCCCCGAGUUCGGUGAGAAGGGCGAGUGUCCGCGCGGCACCUCCUGUCCGCUAGCACACCGCGCGCGUCGUCACCGGCGACGGAGUCAGUCCGCUAGUACCGCACCCGCCCGGCCGCUGCCCGAGACCACGCCGGUGGCGCCGCCACGCGGCCGCGGCCGGUACUACCUGGGCGACCGGCCGCAGCCGUCAGCGGCAGAGAGCGACUCGGAGACAGAGGAGGAAGAGGAGGUAGAGGGAGAGAGGAGGCCUCGGCCGCCCAUGGCCGAAAUGCCCUCGUUUAUCGCCAUCGCAGAUAGCAGUGACGAGGAGUAGUGAGGGAGUUACUCCCCCGGUGAGGGCGUUACUCCCCAAGUGAGGGGAGUUACUCCCUUAUGUCCGUUCCCCAGUGGCAAACUGGUGUCGAAGCUGGACGAAUAUCACGGAAGAUCCCUAGUAGUAACUAAAUAGCUUAGCGAACUAGCUAGUACGUGGCAUAACAUGCCUCUGAAAACCUAGGUAGUCUUGGGUCUUGGACCAACGACAUGGACGCAAACUAGAGUAGUUAAGUUUAUAGUGAAAGACCCAUGAGUCGGGAGCCUUGGAGGUGUGCGCAGACCUCAAGUAGUUUGUGCGAUAUGUUUAGUACAAUGCAUGCUAAAUCCUUGGUGCUAUUGUUUAGAAUUUGACCCGGUGCCGAUGUGUCCAAGGCUCGAAGUACAACGUGUGACUCUGUGCGGCUGCUUUGGGUGACGUGUGUUUGUGUGUGUGUGUGUGGGGGGGGGGGCUUCAGAUGUGAUUUGUGUAGUGUGAUCUGUAUUAUUGUAUAUCAAUACAAUUUUCAUACGACCGAGAA